Diospyros lotus (date-plum) is the source of this 1838-nucleotide messenger RNA. RefSeq names its product beta-ketoacyl-[acyl-carrier-protein] synthase III A, chloroplastic-like. The record is from RefSeq and is a predicted model, not a curated record. Gene Ontology annotation, biological process: fatty acid biosynthetic process. Lineage: Eukaryota; Viridiplantae; Streptophyta; Magnoliopsida; Ericales; Ebenaceae. Gene Ontology annotation, molecular function: 3-oxoacyl-[acyl-carrier-protein] synthase activity. Gene Ontology annotation, cellular component: chloroplast. The transcript has 8 exons. Bases 346 to 1533 code for a protein of 395 amino acids.
AGAGAGAGAGAGAGAGAGAGAGAGAGAGAAGAGAGUGGAGAGAGCAGAUGUUUAUGUAUACGUACCGUUGUGUGUUGAUGCUGCUGCAUUGAGAUUACCUCUAUUUGGUUGGCAUAAUCGCCCAUCUUUCUCAUCUUUGGGCCCUCCGUAUGUUGUGAAAACUCCAAUACUCCAUUGUUUCUUCCCUCCUUCAAAUUAAUCCAAUUUCUUCAACAUCUCUCUGUGCAUGCAUUCGUCUUCUAUACCUUUCUUUCUUUCUAAACCUUCACACUCUUGGUCUUUCAUCGACAAGUUAUAGAGAUCUAAGCAGAAAUCUCCUUGGUUAGCAUCUUUCUUGCUCUGUAAAUGGCGAAUGCAUCUGGGAUGUUAUCGCCUGCAGUUCUGAGUCUGAGAAAGAGAACGGUUCCGCCAAUUGGCGGCGUAUUUCGAUCUGGGUGUUGUGUUUCUUGCAGCGCCGUCAAUGGAGCAGAGAAGCUUGGGUCUGGUGUUUCCCCUUCUGAAUAUCGAGUACCCAAGCUUCUCAGUAGAGGUUGCAAGCUAGUUGGAUGUGGCUCUGCAGUACCUAGUCUUCAGGUUUCCAAUGAUGAUCUUUCAAAAAUUGUUGAUACUUCAGAUGAAUGGAUAUCUGUUCGCACUGGGAUUCGUAAUCGACGUGUCCUUACUGGGAAAGAUAGCUUGACAUCUCUUGCUGUUGAGGCAGCAAACAAAGCUCUUCAGAUGGCGGAGAUUGAUCCUGAUGACAUAGAUCUAGUCUUGUUGUGUACAUCAACUCCAGAGGACCUGUUUGGCAGUGCUCCUCAGAUCCAAAAGGCCCUUGGCUGCAAGAGAAAUCCAUUGGCUUAUGAUAUUACUGCUGCUUGCAGUGGGUUUGUAUUGGGUCUAGUUUCGGCUGCCUGCCAUAUUAGGGGUGGUGGUUUUAGUACUGUUCUUGUGAUUGGUGCUGAUGCUCUUUCACGUUAUGUUGAUUGGUCUGAUAGAGGGACCUGUAUUCUCUUUGGGGAUGCUGCUGGUGCUGUAGUAGUACAGGCCUGUGAUAUUGAGGACGGUUUAUUUAGUUUUGACUUGCAUAGCGAUGGUGAUGGUCAGAGGAAUUUAAAUGCAGCCAUUAAAGAAAAUGAAGUGGAUCGUGCUUUGGGUUCUAAUGGUUCGGUGCUAGGAUUCCCACCUGGACGCUCCUCCUAUUCCUGCAUCCAAAUGAAAGGUAAAGAGGUCUUUCGGUUUGCUGUCCGCUGCGUGCCGCAGUCGAUAGAGUCUGCCCUUUCAAAGGCUGGUCUCACUGGAUCUAACAUUGACUGGCUAUUGCUCCAUCAGGCGAACCAAAGGAUCAUUGAUGCAGUGGCAAUGCGUUUAGAAGUCCCACCAGAACGAGUCAUAUCGAAUUUGGCAAACUAUGGGAACACUAGUGCAGCCUCCAUCCCAUUGGCAUUGGAUGAAGCCGUGAGGAGUGGGAAGGUGCAACCGGGGCACACCAUUGCAGCCGCAGGUUUUGGUGCCGGUCUCACAUGGGGCUCUGCCAUUGUUAGAUGGGGAUGAAGACUGCCUCUACCAAAGAAGAAGGGAUUUUCAAAUCAAAUAAACUGCAUCUUUGAUCCAUCCUUGCUCCCACUUUUGAAUGUCAUCCAGUUGUCCUUUAGGUUGCCAUACAAGAACGAAGAAUCCCCUUUCAACUCUCACUAAUUACUUCAGAUUUUGUUGACUUAAAUCACUUUUACGCCAUUAGCAACAUGUAUUCAUGGAACUGGAAUGUAAUUGCCUUUCACAUUUCAUCUUCAUCACCUUAUGCAACUGUACAUUGCUCUUCAUAUAGACACAGAGAUCAUUAAUUGCCACUUUUUCAC